Molecule: messenger RNA, 1030 nt
Organism: Papaver somniferum (opium poppy)
Lineage: Eukaryota; Viridiplantae; Streptophyta; Magnoliopsida; Ranunculales; Papaveraceae
Product: probable aquaporin SIP2-1
Exons: 3
Coding region: 185-895 (236 amino acids)
Biological process (GO): transmembrane transport
Cellular component (GO): membrane
Molecular function (GO): channel activity
Source: RefSeq, a predicted model, not a curated record
UAAAUUCUUAACCAAAAGAUUCCCUUGAUGAAGCUUGACGUCAAAACAGUUCUAAACUCCCAAAGUGCACAUCCCAUACCCAAAAUUCUCCCAUCUAUGCAUAUUUUCUAAUCUGGGAAAUCAAUGCAACAAAGUAAAAAGGAUUCCUAAGAUCAGAGAAGUGUAAAGAACUAGGGUAUUAUCAAUGGGUAAAAUCGAAUUGAUUAUAUUGGAUUUUAUUAUAUCAUUUAUGUGGGUAUGUUCAGGAACUCUCAUCAAAUUAUUUACCUACAAGUAUUUAGGGUUUCAACCAAAAGGUGAAAUCAUUAAAGCAUGUUUGUUAGUAUUGAAUAUGUUCUUCUUUGCUUGGUUGGGGAAGAUUAGUAGAGGUGGUACUUAUAAUCCUCUUAAUCUUUUAUCUGGUGCAAUUUCUGGGAACUUCACUGGAUUUUUAUUCAUUGUUUGUGUCAGAAUCCCUACUCAGGUAAUUGGGUCUAUUGUUGCAGUAAAGCUCAUCCUUCAGACCUUCCCAGAAAUGGGUCGUGCUAGCCCACUGAAAGUUGAUAUCCAUCGAGGUGCAUUGACAGAAGGACUUCUUACGCUUGCAAUUGUUUCUGUAUCCCUUGGUCUCACAAGAAAUAGCCCCAACAGUUUUUUCAUGAAAACGUGGAUUUCGAGCGUCUCCAAACUAGCUCUUCAUAUAUUAGGAUCUGAUAUCACCGGUGGAAUCAUGAACCCGGCUUCUGCAAUGGGAUGGGCUUAUGCUCAGGGCAAUCACUUAACAAAGGAUCAUUUAUACGUCUACUGGCUUGCUCCAAUUCAGGCGACCUUGGUAGGUGUGUGGACUUUCAAGUUGAUUCUUCAGGAUCCCCAAAAGCAGGAACAAGAUGUAGCCAAGAAGUCUAAAUCCGAAUGAAGAAGGCGAAAUUCACUUGACUAGUAUUUGAAAAUCCUUCUUUCAUGAUAUUGUAAUCAAUUGUACAUUGUCUCAUUGAUCCACCAUUAAUCAGACUUCAUGAUUUUCAUUAUAUAAUCAUUCUCGUUCCAGUUA